AUGAUUAAAUUCCUCAAUGUUCCUAAUGCUUACGAUUUGGCGGACGUCAAGCAUGCUGAUUUUGCUGGCAUGUUCUGGACCUUUGCCAACGGCGAGACCUGGCUGACGCAUAACUCUAAACGUCUCUGGUUGAUUCCUAAUUACAACGACAAUUUGGAACGAAGCUCCGAUGCAGUCGACGAUUGGCCUGUCAUGGGACCCGAGGAGCUUCAUGAGGCACUUGCCGCGUUUCCCCUAUACGAAGAUCUCCUUGGAGACUUUGAGGCGGUGCUCGCACGCAACAACGCUGCCGAAGCUGAACCCGGUCAUCUUGAGAGCCGUGCCACCUGCAGCACGGCCAGAUGUCAUACCAGCGGCGAUUGCUAUCGGUAUAGCACAUCCAUUCUCAACUGCUACCGUUGCAACAACCACCGUUGCACAGUAAUGCACUUGCAGCCAAACUUUAUCGGAAAAGGGCCUAACCCUCACUAG
Molecule: messenger RNA, 471 nt
Organism: Trichoderma virens Gv29-8
Lineage: Eukaryota; Fungi; Ascomycota; Sordariomycetes; Hypocreales; Hypocreaceae
Exons: 1
Coding region: 1-471 (156 amino acids)
Source: RefSeq, a predicted model, not a curated record